AUGUCCACGCGAGAAGCAGAACGCCACUCAGCGGCGGAGGAAACCCUGAACACUCUCCACGACAUCUCGCAGCUGCUCAACACGGGUCUUGACAAGGAGACGCUUGCGACUUGCGUUGGCCUGAUCGAAAGCGGCGUUAACCCCGAGGCUCUGGCGGCGGUGGUGCAAGAGCUCAGACGCGAGAGCGCUGCCACGAAGAACACCCGGGCGACGAAUGGUCGAUGA
Molecule: messenger RNA, 225 nt
Organism: Trametes versicolor FP-101664 SS1
Lineage: Eukaryota; Fungi; Basidiomycota; Agaricomycetes; Polyporales; Polyporaceae
Exons: 3
Coding region: 1-225 (74 amino acids)
Biological process (GO): gamma-tubulin complex localization; mitotic spindle assembly; microtubule nucleation by interphase microtubule organizing center
Cellular component (GO): spindle; gamma-tubulin ring complex; centrosome
Source: RefSeq, a predicted model, not a curated record